GCAGGUUCCAGAGAUCUUGAGAUCUGGCGGUUCCGAGUUCCUAGGCUCCCGAGCUGCGACUUUGGUGGCGUUGGCGUUUCCCCUGGCAAAGGAGCACGUACAAACCCAGGAAUCCAACUUCCCCGCGGAUCGGUGACCAUCACCUGUCGUUAAUUAAAUGUCAACAGAUUUGAAAGGCGGGGAGAAGGAAGAUUCAGACGAGUCCGAGGAGCCAAAUGAAUUGGAGUCGGAACUGGGACCAAACGAGCAAGCCAACGAAAUUGUGCAAAAUGUUUGCCCGUCUGUCAGAUAAAUCAUAAGAAACAAGAAACAAUACAAUUUUGCGGAGGAGACAUCUGGAUAUAAAAGAGAAACAAAUCUCAGAACCAAAAGAUACAUACACAUAUAACAUCAAGGAAAAAUGGUUAAUGCGGUGAUGGAUGCCAUUGCGCUGCUCAGCUCGCUGGCCAGCGAUUUGGACAUAAUGCUAAAUGAUCUUCGAUCGGCGCCGAGUCAUGCUGCAACAGCAACAGCAACAACAACGGCAACAGUUGCAACUGCAACGGCAACAACAACGGCGAACCAGCAGCAGCAGCAGCAACAUCAUAAUCACCAUAAUCUUCAGCACAUGCAAUCAAGGCAAUUGCAGGCACAUCAUUGGCAGAGCAUUAACAACAAUAAGAAUAACAGCAUUAGCAACAACAUCAAUAACAAUAACAGCAAUUAUAAUAACAAUAAUAAUAAUAACAUUAACAAGAAUAAUAAUAAUAAUAAUCAUUUGGCACACCCACCCUGCCUGAUCGAUAUUAAACUGAAGUCAAGCCGAUCGGCAGCAACGACAAUAACCAAUGCAACAACCGCCAAUCAGCUGCAGCAGCAGCAGCAGCAACAACGUCGCCGUGUGGCACCCAAGCCGCUGCCACGCCCACCGCGACGCAGCCGCCCAGCGGGGCAAAAGGAGGUGGGGCCGACCGAAGAGGAUGGGGACACGGAUGCCAGUGACCUGGCCAAUAUGACGUCACCGCUGAGCGCCAGUGCAGCGGCCACGCGCAUCAACGGCCUCUCGCCGGAAGUGAAGAAAGUCCAGCGGCUGCCACUGUGGAAUGCGCGAAACGGAAACGGAAGUACAGCCACCCACUGCCACCCGAGCAGCGCCUCUGUGCAACGCCGUUUGCCCAUCCAAAGUCAUCAGCAGCGAAUUCCAAGCCAGCGAUUUCAUCACCAGCGACUUCAUCUUGGAACAAGUGAGCCCAUUCCCUCAGGCGUAGCCACGCCCACCUCUCUGGAUGCCGCCUCUGCGGAUGGCGGUAAAACCCACACGGGCAACAAUAACAAUAUAAGCAACCAUCACCAUGGCCAACAGUCACAAAAAUCUCAGCAACAGGCAACAGGUCUCGCCGCCAAGCUAAAUGUCCUGGCCCAGUCCAAUCUCAACAACAACAAUAACAACACGAGCAGCCAGCCAGGAUCGAUGACAUCAGCCCCAAAUCGAACGGUCCUGGACUCGAAUCAGAAUCAGAAUCAAAACCGAAAUCAAACUCAGAAUCAGAAGCAAUGUCUGAAUGCAGACAGUCGACGGAGCAGCAGCGUGGAUCCGGAUGCGGAUGUGGAUGAUGUGGUGGACGCGGCGCAUGGAGGCGCCUUCGAGGAUGACAUGCAGGCCCUGCUGCCCAAGUGCUCGCGUCGCUCCCGGGAUGAGCUCAGUCAGUCACGCACAUCUCUGGUGUCCAGUUCCGAGGGCGGCAUCCUGGCGGAGGGCGAGACGUCCAGCGAGGACGACCAGGAGGAGCACGUGGAGGCGGAGGACGAGGAUGAGGACGAUGGCGACGAGAGCAGCCGCGAUUCCAGCGACAAUUCGCCGCCAUGCGAUCUGGGACUCAUGGAGCGCCUCCUGGUCACCCAUCCGAUGUGGUUCCUGCCGGGCAUCCAGCGUUCCGGGGCCGUUCAUCUGCUGCAGGGCAAGGAGGAGGGGACCUUCAUAGUGCGCGGUUCCAGCCAGCCGAAUACAAUGGCCGUUUCGGUGAGGUUGCCCCAGGAUACGGGACCCUAUAUCGAGCACUAUCUCAUCCAGUCGCACGAUAAUGUCCUGAGCCUGGAGAGCUCGAGGUUUACCUUCGGAUCGAUACCCUUGCUGAUUGCCCACUAUGCCCAAUGCUGCGAUGAGUUGCCGGUGCAGUUGAUGUUGCCACGUGUCCUGCGGGAGGCGAACAACCGAAAGAAGCUGAGUUCGCUGGCCCUUUUGGGUCAGGAGUUCUGGAGCUAUGUGAGCAGUCCGGCUCUGCUUGGUCCGUCGACGCCAUCGGUGGCUCCGUCAAAGGAUCAGCACUUGCUGGAUGCCAAAUCGCCGCUCUCACUAACGGAAACCAGUGGUCUGGGCACUGCCACCUUCUUCAGCGAUGCAAUGUCCAAGCCACCGCCCACUGGAGCACCGCCACUGCCGGGUGGUGGUCUCUUCAGUCCCACCGGAAGUGGUCAGUUGCUGGGCUUCUUCAGCCAGGCGGGCACUCCAUCCGAUACGACAAACUCGAGCCUCAGCUCCUUCACCACCAGCGGAGGUCAGCACAUGCAGCUGCUGAGCCCAAAUUCUGUGGAUUCGGUGAUACUCACCAUGUCGCCAGUGGACAAUCCUGGGCACUAUUUGCCCGGUUCGACAGGUGCUCCCUUGUUACCUGUAUGCCCAUCGGUGGUUGACCAACAGCUGAGCACCUUUAAAGCAGCCCAAGCGGCGCCGGAAGUGGAUCAAGUGCGUCCGCAGCGACCGAAGCCACCGAAUACACUGAACCUCAAGCCGCCCGCACCACCGUUGCGCUGGUCGAAGCCCCAUUCCCCGGAUCAGAAUGGAAGUGCCAAUGGCAAUUUUACGGUUACCACCACGGUUACCUUCUCGAUGGAGAACGGAGGUGGCGGUGGCGGCGGCGGCGGCGGCGGCAGUGGACCCAUGGCUGCUAAUGGUAAUGGUAAUGGAAAAUUCGUGGAGGUUACUACGCCGGCGGCCAGUAAUCCCUUUAACGCCCUGCUCAACGGUCAGGCCAGCACUUUUCAGACAUUCGCUAAGCGACUGUCGCCGGAGGGCGAGUGCAAGGACACGAUGUCCUCGCAGGGAUCCUCCUCCAACGACGGGCGCUGGCCGCCGCCGGCCCGCAAGCUGCUAGCCUCACCCCUGACCCCGCUGACGCCCAGUGGCGGUAGCAGCAGCAGCGGCGGCAAGUCCCGCAAGUCGCGAGCGGGCAAGGAGUCGCAGCACUACAAGGAGUCGGACAUCCUCGAGAGCCCGCCGAUGCAGUACUGCGCCAGCGCGCUAAGCGACAAGAUCAGCGAUUACGAGGACGUCUGGUCGCACGAUCCCAGCGAUCGGGCCAGCCUGCUGACCAGUUUCCGGCCGGCAUUGGACACGGUGGGCGGCGUGAUGAACCGACGGCCAGAUCUGCUGGCCGAGACCCCGAGCACGCCCACACCGAUGCAGCAAUCUCACCUAACGGCCUGCGAGGUGGAAACAACUGCCACACCCAACGAAUCGUCCAGCCAAUCUCUGCUUCAGUUCUCCGGCGAUGUGCCAGCCCGCUCGCGUGCAGGCCUGCUCUUGCCAAAUUUGUCGGGACAGGCGCCCCCGGUGGCCAUGACCCAAUCCAUGACGGCGGCGGAGGACGAUGGCGGCGAUACCACGCCCACGGCCGAAGGACAAGCCAACGCAGCCAGUCGCAGCAAGCAGGGCAGUCCGUUCUAUGCGGAGCCAGCGGAUGCACUGCGUCAGGCGGGCCUGACCAGCGCAGCCACGGCCAUCUUGCGGCGCCAGCAUCGCAAUCAAAUGUUGCACGCCAGCCAAAGACACUCGGAACCACUAAAAGCGGGCUUCGCAGGCUCUGGCAAUGGUGCAAUGCUGCUGCCCAGCGAUCUGGAGAAGCUAGCCGGCAGUCUGGACGAACUGAAACCCAAGCCGAAGGUUUCCCAGCAGCAACAGCAGUCCCAACAGCAACAACAGCCCACCAAGCGGGCACGUAAUCGCAUCGAUCACUGGCAAUUGGACAGCAGUUGGGAGUUUAUGGCCAAGCAGGAUACGGGCAGUCAUGCUGGCGGGGAUUACGAUACGGCAGUCAUCGACUGGCAGGAGAAGGAGAAUUCGCUGGGCCGGGAUAGCCGUGCAGAUGGCCAGGGGAAGAAGCGCACGCUGACCAUCCAUCAGAUCAUCGCCAAUCGAUUGCCCGACCUCAAUCUGCCAGAGCUGGUACGUUGCUCCACGCCGCCGCAAACGGCCGCACUGCAGCCGCAUGUCCUGGGACAGGAUAAGGUCGGACUCGGCUGCGAUGGCAGCCAAAAGUCAUUCCAGAGCCAGAUCGGCUGCCGGCUCUCCUCCUACGACAACGUCUUCUGCCAGAACUCGUUCGGAGGCAUCGAUUCGGCGCAGUCCGACGACGGCACCAUCUUCUCGGAGCCCUGGGACUCGUCCCAAUGGGACACCUUCCUGCCCCACGAUGACGCCACCAUCAACUCGGACACCAUACAUCUGUCCAAGUGCCGGCCCGCUCUCUCAGAGGACGACACUAUCAUCGAGGAACUACAAAGCACCAAAGACGGCAGCAAUGGCAGCUGCAACCAGGACACACUCAAGGCGAACAGGAGUGGUGCUGGACACCACAAGCCCAGCAAGGCCAACAGUCGACCCAAAGUGGCCACAAUUCUGCGGAAUCCCAGCAUGCGGGAUCGUGAAGUCUUAUGUCACCCCCGCAACAAGAUGAGCAUCCAGAGCAGCGGACCCGGCGAUUCCUUGCGGGCAUACACCCUUCAAUUGGCCCAGGAUCCCAGCUCCACGUUCGCCCGCAACAUUGAGAACUUCAUCUGCUGCACCAAGGAGUCCCGAGAGGCGGCGCCCCAGGUGGUGAUGCGAAAUAUGCGCCAGUUCAUGAGCGGCAUGAAGAACUACCUGGUGAAGCACGGCGAGGGCAAGUUCCAUGCGGAACUGGAGACGGCGAGGGCGCGACUCAAGUCGGAUGAGUUCCUCAACCUGGACGCCAUGCUGGAGACGGUAAUGCACCAGUUGGUUGUGCUGCCGCUGCGGGAGCACCUCUAUGGCAUUUUCGUGGAUCACUAUCAGCGCAGCGAGGACAUCCAACUGCUGGCGCAGAACGUGCGCUACGCCUGCGAACGGGAGGCUGCCGACUUUGGCAUCAGGCCCACGGUGACGCCGCCAUCACAGGCCGCCCUGAGGCUGAUCGCCAACCUGCUGUGGCGCCUCCAGGAGGCCGAGUUGCCGCUCGACAAGCUGGAGCUCUUCCUGUGCGUCAUCUCGACGGUAUUCGAUGCCACCGGCUGUCCGCGUGGCCAGCAGCUGGGCGCCGACGACUUCCUGCCCGUGCUCGUCUAUGUGGUGGCCAAGUGCGGAUUCGUGGGUGCCGAAAUCGAGGCCGAAUUCAUGUGGGGCCUCCUCCAGCCGACACUGCUCAACGGCGAGCCGGGCUACUACCUGACUGCCCUCUGCAGCGCCGUCCAGGUGCUCAAGACCUUCAUGGCCUCCGAGGGGGAGAGCGGCAGCGGCUCCCUGGACUGGCGCUCCAGCUGCCUGCCCGCCUGCUCCAGCGUGCUGCGCGUGAUCAUACCCGACGAGUGCAACGGAUCCCUGCAGACGAGGACACUUCCGGUGCGGCCACAUACCACCACCCGCGAGGUGUGCCGCAUCAUUGCGCACAAGGCGCGCAUCACGAAUCCGCAGGACUAUGCGCUCUUCAAGCUGGUCGAUGGCGAGGAGACGCUGCUGACGGACGCCGAGUGUCCGCAGGAUGCCCGACUGGCGGCCAAGGGCAAGCAUUGCAUGCUGGCCUACAAGCGGAUCGAUGCCAAGAUCGCCUGGCCGACUGCCCAGCUGGCAGGACACUGAUUCAGCUGCCCGGGGAUGAGCCCGAUUCACACAUACGACAGACCGCACCAACCGCCCUGCCCUCCCUGCCCGCCCUGCCCUUCUUGCUCACUAACCAAGCAUAUUUGAUUAAUAAUUUAUUAUUAUUACAUUAAAAUAUACUUAGUAGCCUGUAAGUAAAGCUAAUUAAUGCUAAUUAGAAAACAUCUAAUGUGUACUAAACAUCAGUAUUGAGUUAAGUGUGUUUUUUUUCCCGACCCACGGGUCAAGCCCCAUUUUUUUUUACUAAUAAAUGUACUAUGCGAAUACAUAUACACACAUAUACGAUAUAUAAACUUUUAGCAAGUAGAGUUGCAUUUCUGCACAAACGAUGCGAUGGAGUCAUCUAAACGAAUCUACACUCUAAACAUAUAUAUGCAAACGCGAGCACGCCAUUUGGGCGUAUAAACCAUUUGGCGUGGAUCGUGUGUGCCACCCUGGAGACCAAAAGCACAGUUCAACAAUCACAGCAACAAUCAAUCAUUCAUUCAAUCAAACAUUUAAACGAUUAUGCGUUCAGUGCAUAACAUCAUCAUUAAACUACAAAAGGCAUUUAGGUGUGAAUGGGUUUCGUGGUUUUUUUUAAGAAUCAAAACCAUAUUAUAUUAAAGUAUAAACCAUUACAUUUUAAUAUUUAUGUUCAACUAAACCAUGCUAUCGACCCUCGAGACAUACAUACAUAAAUACAUACAUAUUUUUUUGUAUACUUUGUAAAAUAUGUGACACGUAAUCCAAAUAGCAAGCAAAUAAAUAAC
This is a messenger RNA of Drosophila erecta, 6621 nucleotides long. RefSeq names its product protein sprint (gene spri). Gene Ontology annotation, molecular function: small GTPase binding; guanyl-nucleotide exchange factor activity. Gene Ontology annotation, cellular component: endocytic vesicle; cytosol. Bases 401 to 5848 code for a protein of 1815 amino acids. Lineage: Eukaryota; Metazoa; Arthropoda; Insecta; Diptera; Drosophilidae. The record is from RefSeq and is a predicted model, not a curated record. The transcript has 10 exons. Gene Ontology annotation, biological process: vesicle-mediated transport; signal transduction.